Molecule: messenger RNA, 1674 nt
Organism: Penicillium argentinense
Lineage: Eukaryota; Fungi; Ascomycota; Eurotiomycetes; Eurotiales; Aspergillaceae
Product: CocE/NonD family hydrolase
Exons: 1
Coding region: 1-1674 (557 amino acids)
Molecular function (GO): dipeptidyl-peptidase activity
Source: RefSeq, a predicted model, not a curated record
AUGGCGGCGCAGCCUGCGAAACCCCGGAAUUGCGCCGGCGCAACUUUGGACUAUAUUGGAGCACGCCACGUUGGCGUAGGUCCCGAAGUAUCCAGUUACACAACACAAGCCGUUAAAAUCCCCAUGCGAGAUGGCAUCAAGCUGGCUGCAGACCUCUAUGCACCGGAGUUGCCCAGCGGCCAGACACCGGCCGGAUUAAUUAUGAUACAAUGUUGUUACGGUAGAGGGGCAGGUAUCUCAUUUAUCAAUGCCCGUGUAUUUGCUGCUCGAGGGUAUCGAGCUCUCAUGGUGAGUACACGCGGUACUGCUGGCUCCGAGGGGGUCUUCGACCCCGGUAGCAAUGAGCAGUUCGAUAGCCAGGAUAUUGUCGACUGGAUGCGUCAGCAGCCCUGGUACCCUGGAUCCUUUGCGACGAUGGGCGCUUCAUAUCUUGGUUACAGUCAAUGGGCUCUUUUACAGAAUCCGCCUGAGGAUUGUGUUGCCGCUAUCAUUCCUGUUGGGCCUCACGAUCAUGCCUGGCAUGCAUGGGGUACUGGAUCCUUCCGACUUGAUCGUGCAUCCUGGAGCGACGUAAUGUCAAAGGGGGAAGAAGAGAGCGGAAGUAUUGUGUCGCGAUUGGCAAAUAUACCCGGGCUGAGCUUUUUGAGGUCAAAGGAGCUUGAAGAAGCCGUCGCUGGUCUGCCACUAGACACUAGCCUCCAGCGAUACUUCGGUGACAGAGCCCCGUGGCUUUUCGAGUAUCUAAAGCACCCUUGCAUUGAUGACGAUUACUGGACUUCGAGAAGGCAUAAUGCUACUCUUGAGCGUGUGCAAAUACCCAUUUUACUGGUGAGUGGUUGGUGGGACACGUUUACGACGCAGACAAUGCAUCAGUUUAAAUAUCUCCGUGAUCGAGGUGUGAAUGUCAGCCUCAUAGUCGGGCCCUGGACGCAUGUUCAGGGAUCUGGUAUUCAUUCUAUGCCUGAAAUAAUGGACUUUUUGGCCGAGCAUCUGGCCAAAACUGGCAAAUACAGCCAUCCUCCUGCUCGGAUACAUAUCACCGGAUCUAAGGAGUGGCGCUCAAUGCCUACUUGGCCUCCAGUCACCGAACCAAAAUGCCUUUUCCUGCAAGAGUACAACAAAAUUGGAUCGAAGCUACCCUUACAAAAUGCACCCGAAGCUUCCUUCGUCUUCGACCCGUUGGAUCCUACUCCCAGCAUUGGUGGCAACCAAAUAUCCUCCGGUGGACAAGUGAACGACUCUGCCUAUGCCGACAGGUCAGAUGUUCUAGCUUUUACUAGCGAGCCUCUAGCACAGGCCUUUGAAGUUCUAGGGAAACCGUGCGUUUAUCUAAUGCAUGCCAGUGACCCCCCAUUUGCAGACUUGUUCUUGCGUCUCAGCGAGGUAGAUAUCGAGGACGUGUCCCACAAUAUCACAGAAAUGUACCAUGCGCUGGAUCCCUCGCGGGAUAUGACUCAGCCCUUAAAGCUGGAAUUGCAAGACUGUGCUCAUCGGUUCAAGAAAGGCACGCGCGUGAGACUUUUAGUCGCCGGUGGCUCUUUUCCGAUGUACGCAAGAAACCUUGGGACUGCCGAGAGCCGGGUUUUCGGCACAAAAACGGCUCCUCAAAGACAUACUUUGACUAUUGCUGGCGGCGUAUCGCAGCUGGUUUUGCCUGUUGCUGCUGAUGCUUGA